Molecule: messenger RNA, 831 nt
Organism: Fraxinus pennsylvanica
Lineage: Eukaryota; Viridiplantae; Streptophyta; Magnoliopsida; Lamiales; Oleaceae
Source: the annotation of a GenBank genome assembly
AUGGCCGUUGAAGCAAGGAAUUUCAAUCUUUUUCCUUCACAAUUCAUGCCCAAUAGUGGUUUCGUGAAUUCCAACCAGGGAAACGCCUUUGCAUACAGUACCCAGAUGGAAUCAUCGGCGGUGCCUUUGCUCUCAUCAAUGCCCGAAAAUUUAUUGCCGAUUUAUCAAUCUCUUGAUUCGACUCCGGCGAAAACUUCUUUGAACACGGAUAGCGGACUCACAUACAACUUACCGCCGGCUCCGAGAAAGCGCUCCAGAGAAUCUAUGAAUCAGUUAUAUGAUGCAUGUAAUUUCGGAGCACCCCAGGAAAAUAAUAGCAUUUCUCCAUCUUUUGUCGGUGAAGAAGUUUUACCUCAAAUCCAGCAAUACCAGUUGGAGAUUGAUUGCAUUAUUUCCCAACAUACGAAAAAGAUUAAAUUGGAAUUGGAAGAGAGGCAAAAGCAACAAGCGAGAUUGUUGCUGUCCACAAUAGGAGAACGUGCGAUGAAUAAACUAAACGAAAAGGAAGUUCAGUUACAGAGAAUGGGGAAAAUGAAUUUGGUUCUUCAAGAAAGAGUGAAGAGUCUUUUUAUGGAAAACCAAUUAUUGCGUAACUUAGCACAAACAAACGAGGCUACGGCCAACUCUCUGCGUACAAACCUCGAACAAGUAUUGGCCCAUGUUAGCGACGAGCGCCUCUCCGGCGGUGCAGCUGUCGUGGCUGAUAAGCAAGUUGAGACAGUUAACUUUUUGCUUAUGGAGUCUGAAACGGAAGUUAAUGCUCAAAAUCUUUGUGGGAAGACAGCAAUGGAUGUUCUGAUCCAUAGUCGAAGAGAUUUUCACGCUGAUUAA